Prorocentrum cordatum is the source of this 1893-nucleotide messenger RNA. Lineage: Eukaryota; Dinophyceae; Prorocentrales; Prorocentraceae. The record is from the annotation of a GenBank genome assembly.
AUCAAUCGCUCGCUGUUCUGCCCCUCAAGGACUGGCCGGCGCUGAGGAGAAUGCUCCGGGGCUUGGAAUGUGUCUGGCGUUGAACCGAGUGCCCAACUCCGAGUUGGGAGUGCUGCCCGGGCCAAGGCGAGAGUUUUUGGGCGGACGCAGUCGCGGGCUGUGCUGCCCUCAGGGCCUGGCUGGCGCUGCGGCGAGACCACCACUCCGAGCGGCAUGCGACCACGCCGAGGCGACAGCGCGGCUCCGAGCUGGCUGGAGCACGACGUGGGCGAGAGGGCGAGAGCCACCGGGGACGGGUGCGGACACCCGGAUGUGCUGCCCUCGAGAGCGCGACACCCUGAGCUGGGAGAGUGUGGCUCGGGGGCCCAGGCGAGACCCAAUGCCGGAGCGGGAGGAGGACGGCGAGGGACGGCCCGCGGCCUCCGCAGCCUCCGCUCGCGGCCCGCCGUAGGCGCGCCGCAGGCGCGCGGCCGGCGAUGCCUGCCGCGGGCGCGGAGCGCGCCGAUUCGGGCGAGUCGUCGAGCGAGGCGGACGCGGAGACCCUGGACGUGGACCAGAUCCUGGCCGAGGCGGGCGUGUCGUCGGCAUCGAGCGAGGCGGACUCGACCCCGCCGGUCGUGGCGCCGUCCCCGGGCAAGAGGCACCUGGCGGCGCUGCAGCCCCAGGCGGUGAGCAGCGGCGGCAGCUCGGCGUCGUCCGAGAGCCCGCCCGGCGCCAGCGGCCGCGCUGCCUGCCUCUCCCGCGGCUCCUCCGAGAGCAGCGGCGAGCGUGGUGGUGCCGCCGCUGAUGGCCCGCCCGCUUCUGCCUCCGCGUCGAGCCGGCAGUCUGGCGCCCUCCAGCGCUGCGGCUACGGCGAGCGCCCUGGGCCGAGCGGCGUGGAAGCCGCCGCCGCCCCAGGGAGCCGCCCCAGGACUUUGUCCAGCGCGUCCUCGGCCGGUGCGGCGGCAGGCGCGGGCCGUGGCGACGUGGCGGCGUCUGGGCCGGCCAUUGGCAGGCAGCCCGAGACCUGCCCCACCACGCAGCAGCUUCUGGACGUCUUCGUUCCGUGGACGGAGAAAUGCGCCGCCCAGCAGCUGUCGCCAGAGCAGCCGCGAGAAGUUUUACCAGAUCGACCUGGAUCGACCGAGAUCGACCUGGAGCUAACAUCACCCGAAGGUGCCCUGGACGCCAGCGCUGGAUCGCCGCCCGAGGCAGAGGCGCCUCCAGUGGCGGAGCCUGCCGACUCACGGGCGACCAGCCCUCACAGGCCGGUGUCCUUGAACUCCCACGCGCCGGAGCCGUCAGCGGACGCUGUCUUGAGGCGCUCCCCCCUGCAGAUGGGCAAGCUGCGGAGGCCCCCAGGACGGGCGUCGAUCGCGCGCGACGCUGCAAUUCCGCUGGAGGAGAUGCUGCCCUCCCGUGGCAGCGCUGCGCAGGCGCGACUGCGCUCGCGUGGUGGUGCAGGCAGCACCAGCCAACCGACCAGCUCCCCGCCCAUCGCCAGGGCUGACGCUCCCUCCCAGCAGCCCGCAGCCCCAGCCGACACCGCCAGUGUUCGCGACUCUUCCUCGGGGCCCGACUUCAACGUGGACGACUCCGACACAGAGAGCGCGGGCCCCGCCGCGCCGCCGCCAGAGGAGGCGGCGCGGCGCAGCCGCUGUCCGCCGGACGCGCCCCCAGCGGGGGCGCACAGGGGCACUCUGGGCGGGAGGCCCCGCGGCCGCACUGGGGCCCAGCAGCCCGCGCGCCAGACCCCGGCGUCGUCCUGGCGGCGCUGCUCCUCCUCCAGCAACGCCGCGUCGGAGCGGGGCCGGGCGGACCUGCGCGACUGGGACCCCGGCGGCCCAGCGGGCGGGCGGGCGGGGCACCCCGCGGACAUGUCUGGCCUGUGGGUGCCGCGAGCCCCGCCGCCCG